AUGAAUGAUCAACAAAUAUAUAUAAAUGCAAUAAAUAACAAUCGAAAAGAUGAAGACGCUCUUUAUAAAUUGGCAUUGACAAUUAGUUAUGAACAAUCAAUCAAACUACUAUCAGGCCAAACAAUGAAUAGCAGACAACUUUACAACGAAUCGAUUAUUCUCGAUCCUAAUAACCCAAACCCAUACUACAACUUGGCAAACAUGCUUUGUAUAGAUAAUCAAGAAUCGGUCACUCUUCCAUCUGGCCAAUCAAUGACACAGAGACAACUCUAUCUUAAAGUACUAUCGAUUGACCCGAAUGAUUGUGAUUCAUUAAAUAACCUUUCUGCUUGUCUUGCUCCCAAUGAAACAAUCGCUCUACCUUCUGGCGAGACAGUUACAUCAAGACAAUUGCUAUUAAAAGUUAUAGAUAAGCAACCAAAUUAUAAAUAUUCAUUCUAUCUUCUUUCAAAGUUACUUUCAUCUGACGAAACAAUCACACUCCUCAAUGGUGACACUGUCAAUAGUAAACAAUUACUAUUGAAAGCAAUUGAUUUGGAUCCGAAUUACUCGAUUGCUUAUCAGGCACUUUCAUUUAAGCUUCUUAAAGGACAAUCGAUUGCUUUGCUCAGUGGCGAGUCGAUGACAGGUAAACAGCUAUGUUUGCGCGCAAUACAAGUGGAUCCUCGAAACUCCUCUGCCUACUUCAAUCUUGCAUUGAACAUCGAGCUCUAUGAAACGGUAUUGCUUCCAGAUGGCGAGCAAAUGAGAAAGAAACAACUGUAUCUCAGAGCGAUCGAACUCGAUCCAACCAAUGAAUCUGCACACAACAACUGCGGUAACUGUAUGACUUUCGAUGAAACCGUCUACCAUCCAACGCUUGGAAUCAUAAAUAAACAACAAAUGCUUCUGGAAUGUAUUAGACUCGAUCCAAAUAAAGCGGAACCCUAUUCUAAUCUUGCAAUUCUUAUCUCUAAAGAUGUAAAACUGCCAAAUGGCGAAAAAAUGACAAUUAAACAACUCCUUUUAAAAAGCAUCGAACUUCAACCAGACCGACCACAAUUCUAUAGAAAUCUUGGAUAUUCUCUUGUGAACAAAGAGAAAAUCAUCUUACCAAAUGGUAAAGAAAUGAAUAGGAGACAAAUACUUCAAAAAGCAAACCAACUCAAACAAAGUUAA
Messenger RNA from Heterostelium album PN500, 1158 nucleotides. RefSeq lists its product as uncharacterized. Gene Ontology annotation, molecular function: mannosyltransferase activity; protein binding. NCBI's taxonomy places the organism in Eukaryota, Evosea, Eumycetozoa, Acytosteliales, Acytosteliaceae. Gene Ontology annotation, cellular component: endoplasmic reticulum. The transcript has 2 exons. The record is from RefSeq and is a predicted model, not a curated record. The coding region runs from base 1 to 1158 and encodes 385 amino acids. Gene Ontology annotation, biological process: protein O-linked glycosylation via mannose.